Messenger RNA from Haplochromis burtoni (Burton's mouthbrooder), 7051 nucleotides. It is a transcript of the gene slc38a9, whose product is annotated as solute carrier family 38 member 9. The transcript has 10 exons. Gene Ontology annotation, molecular function: chemorepellent activity; protein tyrosine kinase activator activity; amino acid transmembrane transporter activity. The coding region runs from base 2943 to 4832 and encodes 629 amino acids. The record is from RefSeq and is a predicted model, not a curated record. Lineage: Eukaryota; Metazoa; Chordata; Actinopteri; Cichliformes; Cichlidae. Gene Ontology annotation, biological process: intracellular signal transduction; amino acid transmembrane transport; activation of transmembrane receptor protein tyrosine kinase activity.
AAGCAAACAUUAAAUGGUUUAUGUCGCAUCAGAAGUCCAGAAACGUGGUGCACCACGGUAGAAAAUAUGUGGCGACCCCUAACGGUAGAGGAAGAAGAGGAAGGUGGAGGGCGGCAUAGCGUUCGUCCGGCCUAAAUACACACGAAGAAGAAGAGGAACAGGAAGAAAACCAACACAUCGUCACUAAACCCAGUUGGAAGACUGCUGAGUAUUUGUGAAACAAUAGCAGAGACAGCAGAACUGAGAUGAGCUGAAGACCCGAGGAGAGGACACUUCACUGCAGACUGUUAUAAUGAUGCAGCACCAGAAUUGAACCAGGACCGGAAAACUGCCCAAUCAUCUCAUCUUUGGAGCUCUUCAUUUUUAAAAAACACAACUAAAUUCAAAGUUUAUACUAGAUAAUAGCUUACUAUAUAAAGCUGUGUCUUUUUUUUAACAACAAGUUCACAUGUUAGCUCUCAGCACAACUGUGGAUAGAAAAAAAACAUAGAAAACUCAGGACAGGGAAGGAUCAGCUUUAUUUAAGUUUUGAGAGACAUUUGAUAGUUUUUGAUGAUGAUUUUCUCUAUGUGAUUACAUGAGCUUUCCCCAGAUUCAGACCUCAGGACCAACCAGUGAUAGACAAAAAUCAUUCUAUACUCUCGGAUGAAUACACUUAAUUGUUGUAAUGACAGAGUAAAUUUGUGUUAACACCUAAAUUAACAGAUGAAAAAGGCAAAACUAUAUUAUAUGCUGUCAGUGAAAGUUGUAGCUGUUUUACUGAAAAUAUUAAAGACAAAACAUGAAAACUGAAUAUAUUAAUGUAACUGCUGUCACUACAUAUAUUCUUAUCUUUACUCAGUUUCAUCCUACUCUUUUCAUUCUGAAGCAUCAACAAUAAAUGAGUUUGGUGUUUAGGAAAACUCUGACAUGCUUAGACCUGUAUGUAUUUUGAAUGCAAACACUGAAUAUAGUGUGGGGGACAUUUACAGAAAGGGAAGCAAACAUACACAGACAAAAACAUCUUCCACUAUUUAGCAAUUUGAGAUUUAUAGUAUCGGAUAAAAAAAAAAAAACAUUUGUGCUGCUUUGCAUCUUUCUGCAAAAUCUGUAAAAUUAUUUCUAUAGUUAAAUAAAUACUACUAAAUUGUUGGUAAUUUAGUAGAUAUUUUCAAGAUAAAUGUCCAUAUGGACUGACACACAUUCAUGUUCCUCAGUCCAUUGUUUUAAAAUGGCGACUCUACUCUUGGAUUUCCAUCGAGGAUGGCAUUCUGUUUUUUGCAGCACUCAUGCAUGUGCCUAACUAAUAGAGAACAUAAUCAGAGUUGAUUGAACAAACUGUGAUUAGCCUCUCUGAAAACGGAGUUAAUUGUUAAAGUCAAAGUCUGUUUAACAUAAUUUUAGUAAUUUAGUACAUAUUUUUAAUGUAGACUUUUUCCAUUUAUACAUAUAUUUAUACACACACACACAAAAGCGGAACAUUAAUCAAUAUUGGACACAAUAUCACAGGAAGUCAUCUCCAAAAAAUACCAUUAAUGGUAUUAAUUCUGUCUGAGUAAGUGGAAAGGGUCACAGUAGUGUCAGUGUUGCAGUGACCCGACCUUUCUAGAUGUUUCCAUCUUGUUUAAGCCCCGACACAUCCAGAAGACUAUGGACUGUGGAUUGUCCUUCUAGCCCUGGUAUGAGUGGGGGAGGGAAGUUAAUAGUUUUAUUGGUAGUCUUGGGGCUUUCUGUCACACUUGAUCAUUAUACAGAAAGAAGUGCCAGUUUUGGAAUCAAUAUCCCCAUUUUAUCCAGUGAAACAUAAUACUAUAUACCAAGAUACAUGUUGAAAUCUAGGCCAAGAAAUACAUAACACCAUAUUUAAGGCUAGAAAUGCCUAAGAACAGUAUCUAUCUAUCUAUCUAUCUAUCUAUCUAUCUAUCUAUCUAUCUAUCUAUCUAUCUAUCUAUCUAUCUAUCUAUCUAUCUAUCUAUCUAUCUAUCUCUCUUUCUCUCUUUUUCUCUUUUUCUCUAUCUCUCUCUCAAAUUUAUCAUGUUAUUAUUUGUGCAGACCUGAUGCUUGAGAUGAGUAGGAUACAACAGCUUUAUCCCCUUAGGUGGAUCAUGUGGCUGCUUUCUCUGCAUAAAAAAAGGAAAAAGCCAACACACCCUUUUGGACCAGCAUAAUGAAUGGGGAGUGGUGCUAGAGGGUGUGGCUACAGCAGUUUGCCUGUCUCUGAUUUGCUGACAUAUGCUCUAAUUGGAUCAAGUAGGAACUUGCUUAGGUUGAUGCUUUGUACAGGGAUUGGGAGCAGCCUGCAUUGCACACUACCAGACAGGAAGAGAGGCAGUGAGGGAGGAGGCCAGAGUCUGCACAGCUCACCACUUGAAAAUAAAGGAUUGAGAGAGGAGGGGUGAGAGAAGAAAAGGGGAGUAUCCAGUUCUGCCCUUCUGUGCUGCUGCAGCCCCCCUCCCACUCUGUGUAAUUUCCUUUUUUCCUCUUUCCCCUUACUCAUCUGUUUCAGUGGCUGCACUGAGAGGAAGGACACCUGCCGCUCCCUGAUGAUUCAGCUUUUCAGCUGUUUGGAGCUCCCAAGACUAGACAGCAUGUCCCUCCUGCCACUGCAGUGCUUGGCUGGCCUGUCCUCUGCACUACAUUUGCCUCAGCUAGAGCUGGCCCAUCACAUCGAUACUACCUUUUCUUCCCAAGUAUUCAGGAAAUUUGACAGUUGUUUUCCUUGUGAAAAAAAAGCAUGAAUAAGGAAUUCCUAUUUCUAAUGCAUAGACUGUCUACGUAUCCCCUGGAUUGUUAGCAAGGUUCCACUCUUUGAAGGGCAUCACCUUUCUCUGAAACCCAGCUCUCCCUCUGUGUCUACACAAUGGAAAAGAUACUAAAAGACAUUGGUGGAAAAAUGUCAUUGUGUGAUGAUCUGAGUUAAUAGCUAAGGUGGUAAGAAACACUUCUUCAAGCAGUGUGAAAGGAUGACUGAGGGAAUGGAGGAAGUCUCUGCAGGGCCAGCUCCCCCUUUUGGAUCAGUCUCCCCCACUGGCUCUACUGUUGAUACUAGGCAAGUCCCAGAAGAGAAACCAGAGGAGACAGAGGCAGCUGGUGAGAGUGGGGAGGAGGCUAUAGAGGGAACUGCAGAAGGAGGUGGUGCUGGUGACGAUGGGGAGCAUGUGGGGGCUUUUGGAAUUGUGACCUUGCCAGAGGCCUGCUGCGUGUGCAUAGAGAUGGAACAGAUUAACAAUUGCCUGCACUCUGAGAAAAUCUGCAUCCUCCCCAUACUGGCCUGUCUGCUUAGCUUAGCCCUCUGCACAGCUGGACUCAAAUGGGUCUUUGUGGAUAAGAUAUUUGAGUAUGAACCACCAUCACAUUUAGAUCCUAAGCCUAUUGGACAAGACCCAAUUAUUAUACCAGUUGAACCCACAUUGGGAAUAACAGUCUCGUUUCCUCAUGCAACUCCUUCAAAUAACUCCCUAACCACCACCUUCACCCUUACCCCAGAGCAUCCUGAAGUUUCAGUAGAAGAUAAAUCUACACAACAGCCGCAUGUGUCUCAGUCUUCACGAGUGAUUGAGCCUGCUGUCACACUGAAAUAUAACGCUGAACACUAUACCACCCCAAAGCAGACUCCCCAACGAAAGUCAACACAGAAAUCACACAGCCAUCAUCAAACUAUCUCUACCAUCAGCACUUCCACUACAGCAAAGACCUCAAGUCACGUAACCCGCUGCAGUGACAGUCAGAGGAACUACUGUGUUAAUGGAGGCGAGUGCUUUACCCUUGAAAUCAUCCCGGGCAGUACAAAGUUUCUCUGCAGGUGCUUGGCUGGAUUCACUGGGCACCGAUGUGAACAAGCAGUUCUUAAGAAUGUCUCAGACCCAAAACAAGCUGAGGAGCUGUAUCAGAAACGUAUUUUAACAAUAACUGGAAUCUGCAUUGCGCUCCUAGUCGUUGGAAUCAUGUGUGUGGUUGCCUACUGCAAAACCAAGAAGCAGAGAAAGAAACUACGGGACCGUUUAAGGCAACGUCUAAGGAAUAAGAGGAAGAAUACCAGUACUGGUAUUGACUCCAAUGUGGCAAACUCUACCACUGGACGCCCAAAUUCUAACUUGCCUCUUCAAGAUUUGCAGCUUAUUGGUCAACAUAAUGGAAAGACAAUGAAGCAUACAGCUGAAAAGGAGACAGAGACAAACCUUUCCACAAGCAAAUAUACCUUAUCUGUGCAUAAUCCUACCACACUCACCAACAUCUCCAGUCAAAGGUUUGUACCAGUGAUGGCAACUUCAGAGUCGCAGAACUCUCUUGCAACCCCUGGCUCUCCUCCAUCCGAGAUUUCAGCCCCCAUAUCCAGCCUAGCUAUCUCUGUUCCCUCUGUGACUUUAAGUCCCUCUGGUGAGGAAGAGCGCCCUUUGCUGCAUCAGCUGCACAAGUCCUCAAGCCGGGAUGUACAAAAGAGAACCUCUUCACACUACAAUCAUGGCCAUGUGGCAGAUAGCUUGCCAUCUAGUCCACUGUUCGCUAUGGAGAAUACUGACUACCAAACCAUACAGGACACCAGAGCUGCCAGCUAUAUGUUUUCAAUAGCACCUGUGAAAUUAAUUAACACAAACAACAAUGUAAGUGACUGCAGCAACAAUAGUGUCACUGACCAUGUGGUUGAUUAUUUGAGGUUAAAUGGUGACAGCAUACUAGUAAGUGAUACAGAGGAUCCUCGGGGGGAACACAUACCCUUCCUAAGUGCAGACAGGAAUACAGUCCUUUUACUCAGGGCUGUAGAUAGCGGCAGGACUAACCCAGCAUCACCAAAUGAUGACCUACCAGUAAAGUCAUCUAGCCUCAUCAACCAACAAGAUUUAAUUGCUGCGUAAAGUAAAAAAAAGAAAGAAAGAAAAGAAAUUGCUAAGAUUACUUCACAUGGAGGAAGAAUAUAAACAAUCUUUAAACCUUUAUUUUCGAUAAAUUCUCAUAAUUUAUUUGCUGUGUAAAGACUUUUAAAGACAAAUGAAGAAUGAAACUUUUAUUUUAGAGAUGUAGUAAAUAAAGUUUUAUAAAAAAAACAGUACAAAUGUCUUGUAGGUAAAGUGCCAUACGCUAGUAUGCAGCAGUUCAUAGUAUAGUUAAAAGAAUAUUUCAGUGCAGACAAAUAUCAAUGGUGCCUUUCUGUUUAGUAUGCUUAAGGGGCCGUAAUAUUGCAUACUGGGCCAUGUAUCACCCUCUUAUUCUUCAAGUUAAUAAUCAGAUGCUCUGUGUUGUCUGCCUUUAACAUCUUGCACUUUAGGGCACCCACUGACAUAUUUGAAAUCAAAUGUUAUGGGUUCAAAGUGCAUGCUAUGUUCUUAAAUGCUGUCAUGAAAAAAUGAGCAGACAAUUGACUUGAAUUGAUGGUUUUCUUACCUGAUGUCCUACUUUUAUCACAGUCUUAUGGUAUAUAUUAUUAGUAAGCUUAUAACCUGGAUUCCAUCAAAAUGUCAGAGAUCUUAACUCAUUCACUGCCAGCCAUUGGCAGUGAAUGAGUUAAACCCAUUGACUCAUUCACUGCAAUUGACGGCUAUAGACGUCAAUGGCUGAAUGAGUUAAUAAUUUUAUUCAUCACUGGACUACACUGUGGAUGACCUGCCAGAAAUGAAUAUUGUAGCUGUGAGAUAAAUAUACAUUCAUUAAAGUUUGCCUCAACAAGGUGCAUAAGAUACACACAAAGAGUUGUAUUUACAUUCGACCAUUUCUAUGUUUAAGAAGUAUUCACUGAAUUGUAUGGCAUUGUUAUAACAAUUAAACAAUGUUCAUGCUUAAAGAGUAGCAGCCUAAUAAUCCUAAAGUUUCUGGUAUGGGUUAAGCUGGAUGCUGGUUUUCACAUGCCCCAUAAUCCUCCUUAGAAGUUUUAUUUAUUCCUAUGCUGACAGAUGUUCUGCCUAAGUAUAAACUGUCUCAGUUAAGGUGGUACAGUCAACGACUACUAGUGUGAAGACCAGCAAUUCUUUAAAAUAGUAUCUUUAAAUCAACAAUAUCUACAAAGUAAAUUAGCUACAAGAUCUAUGUCUGAUUUGUUCUUGUGUGAAUCCAACCAGUGCCUUGUAUUGCACUGUGGAUCUUAGAGAAGUGCUGAAUGUAUAAAUUGUGGUAAUUUCCUUUAAUUUAAACCAUAUUUCUGAAAAAAAAAAAUUGAAAUUGAAAUUUCCCCCCAAAUUAACUUGUUAUCCUCUUGCUGUAAGAGUCAAGUUCAGGUUUUUCCUUUUAAUUUAAAUGUCCUGUCUUGAUAUACAAUUACAAUUAAUUACAACAGAUUGAAUAUAAACAAUGCAAGAUAUACAGUCAUUUCAUCUGCACACAUUAGUACAUAGAGAAAAAAAUAUCUUGCACAUUUUGUCACUUGAAUGGUUAGCAUAACACAGAGAACAUUGUUUUGAAAUGGGGGUGUCUUUAAUUUAUGUAAAUAUAUCAGGAAAAUCUCCUGCAUUGUUGUUUCUCACUGAAUAUCACAUUAUGUGUUUUGUGUGUUAGUGUCAAAGCAUUUGGGAUUAAAAAAGAACUUUCAGUUGUUCUGUCUCACUAUUGAUUGAUACAAUGAAAGUCUUGUGCAGCUGUAAUAAUAAAUAAAACACACAUUUCACAUUUGAGCAUACAUGUGAACAUGAUUUAUAUGUCAAAUCUAUGGCUUUUUAUCAGUUUGGGUUUUUUGGUAAGGACUGAUCAUUUUAAAGAACUGAAGAUGAAUUCUCUUCAGUUCUUUAAAGAGAACUUUGUAAUUAGACCUUCUGGACCGCUCAUGGCAGAACAAAGUCCCAACAAUGAUAGGAAUUAGGACAAGACUCCUGGUGUCUAGAUGCUGGCAGUGGUGGAAUUGAGGAUGAAGGCUUGGAUGUGGGUUCUGAAUGGAAGGAAAUGUGGAGGAGUCGGGUUGCACAUAUGAGAGUCUGAAAGACAGAAUGACGAAACAGCAGUGAGAUUUAAAGCACACACAUAAGAGAGGCUGAUUGUCUUGCAGCAGGCAGGCAAGAAAAUUAUCCAGCUUAGAGUGAUGAUGUCAGUAUUGUCAGAGUUGUUUGACACUGUGGGAAAGUGGAUGUGAUGUAAAGAAUGGACUUGCAGU